Pseudocercospora fijiensis CIRAD86 is the source of this 4983-nucleotide messenger RNA. RefSeq lists its product as uncharacterized. The record is from RefSeq and is a predicted model, not a curated record. Gene Ontology annotation, molecular function: translation initiation factor activity; mRNA binding; protein binding. Bases 1 to 4326 code for a protein of 1441 amino acids. The transcript is spliced from 3 exons. Lineage: Eukaryota; Fungi; Ascomycota; Dothideomycetes; Mycosphaerellales; Mycosphaerellaceae. Gene Ontology annotation, cellular component: eukaryotic translation initiation factor 4F complex.
AUGACCAGCGCAAUCUCCUCGAGCUCGCAAAACCAGGUGUCUGCCAACGCAAGCUCGAACGCUCUCUCCGCCGACAGUACGUCCUCGUCGCUAAGCGGAGCUGUGCCGGCACAGUUCCCAGCGAGGUCGUACGCAACCGCAACCAAGACGGCCACUCCACCCACCUUGGCUGGAGCCUCCGCGCCAGCGCAAAAUGCAAAGCCGACUCCAGACGCUCACAUGAACGGUGCGAUGGCGCAGAACGGCUCUCAGACUGCCAACGGAGCUCCCACCGGCAGCGCAAACUCCACCGACCACGGCCGCAAGCCCUCGGUCGUCAUCAACGCUUCCGGCGCAUCAGGCAACUACCCGAACGGCGGCCCUGUCCAGAACGGCAGCAGACCUGCCAUCAGCUUCGGCUCCAUGAACACUUCUGGCGCUGAAGCGCAGCAGAACGCGCCUUUCCACGCUCAAAAUGCUUCACUUUCUAUCCGUGGCGAUAACCCGCUAGUGAUUUCGCCAGCACAUUCACCAUCGCCAAUUCCCCCACAACCCGCAGCAAGCGGUGGAAGACCUCCAUCAAACUUGGCAAACAACAGCGGCGCGCUCGCUUUUGGCAGCAUGGGCCCUGACACCGAUAUGGUUGGUUCAUAUGCAAUGUCAGCUGACAUCGGAUAUCCCAUGCUGACUUAUUCACAGAUGCGCAACCAAGUGCCAAUGCCAGCACACGAGCGCCGACCUUCUUCACAGUCAAUGGAGCACUCAUACUCGAAUCAAGGUCGAGGAGGAUUUGCUGCUCGAGGUGGUCGCGGUCAAAGCUUCACGCCUGCUCAGCAGCCCUUCAUGCCAUCGCCAAGACAGCAGUACGCGCACCCCAUGCCGGGUCAACCGCAACGACAGUUCCAGCAAGCAGCGCCAGGCUCGCCGUUCCAACACGGCCGACAAGCUGGAGCCAGACAGAGUCCUGCACCAAUGCACGCUCAACCUCACAUGGGACAGCAGCAGAUACCCUACCAAGGAUAUUCGCAGCUGCAUCCACAACACCAACAGAUGUAUGGCAUGCCACAUUACGACCCGAACCAAGGCUACUACUCGCCGUAUGGCUAUCCUUAUGGGUAUGCUCAACCUCCACAAAGCCCACGGCCACAGUAUGGAGGCCCGUUCCCACAUGGAACGCCUCAAGGUAAUGCCCCUCCCUUCCAUCCUCCCCCGGCUACCCCAGGCAUGGCGCGCACACCUUCCCAGGCUUCCGAGCGUCCUUCUAGUAGUAUGGGUCAUCCACAAACUCCUUCAUCAGUGGCACCUGUGCCGUCAGGCACUCCUGGUCCUAACCCACAGGCACCGUCGAGCAAUUUUGUGCGCCCUGCGAAGAAGAGCAGCGCCAUCAAAAUCACCGACGCCCAAGGCAAUGCUGUUGAUUUCAAGAAGCCUUCGCCGACACCGUCCGCCUCCGCGCAGCCGCAAACCCCAGUGAUUGUCUCAACGCCCAACGCACCAACUCCCCCACCACGUGCCGCCUCGAGCCAACAUAACCGCACCGAAAGUCAGGUCACCAAAUCUGCUGAGGAGCGAAAGGCCGAGUUCCAGCGCCAAGUCCAGCAACGUCAGGCUGAGGAGCGUAACAAGUCUGCGCAAGACGGGCAGGCAAAGGGCAAGGAGGCUGACCAAAUCGCUGAAGCUGCUCAGCAGAAGGAAGCCGAAGAGAAGGCUGCUGCUGAGAAGGCCAAGGCCGAUGGUGAGAAAUUGGAAGCGGAGAAGAAGAAGCAGGCAGAGGAAGAGAAGAGCGCCGCUGCUGCUGCUGCCGAGAAGGACGCGGCUGCUGCUAAGAAGAAGCAAGACGAUGAGGAGAUGGAGCGCAUGAUUGCCGAGAUGGAAGCUGAGGCCGCGGAGCAGGAACGCAAGGAGGCCGAAGCCGAGAAGGCGUAUCAGGAGAAGAAGGCAAAGGAUAAGGCCGCCCGAGAAGCUGGUGCUGCAGAACGUGCUGCUAAAGCCGACGAAGAGCUCAAGCGUCAAGAGCGUGAAGCUGAAAAACGCGAGGAGCAACGCGAGCGUGAGCGCAACGGCGAGACAGACCAUUCGAAGAAGGGCGAGCCAGAUGAUGAGGCCAAGGCCAUGUUCGCAUCGCUCAAGAAGGCCACCAUUGGACCGAGCGCUUCUGCAAGCGGCGCCGACACUCCAACAUCGGAGAGGGAUGAGGAGCCGGCAGAAUCAUCUGCACCAGUACUACGUGCAGGUGGCGCGCAUAAGCCCAAGCCUGCUCACCUCAAACUGGAGACGAACAAGCCGGUCGAACGCGCAGAGCCAACGCCUGGUAUGCAAGCACUCAAGUCAUCACGGUUCCUGGAGCUCAAGGAGGAAGCAAAGUAUCCAGAUGGCUUCAAGUCGCCCAACCCUGCUCUUAACCAAGCAGGACAGCGCAAGGGCCGUGCUUACGACAAGGACUUCUUGCUGCAGUUCCAGUCUGUCUUCAAGGAGAAGCCUUCUGUCGACUGGGACCAGAAGGUCAAGGAGACACUUGGACCUGGUGACGACUCUGCUCGUCCACAGUCCGCACGCACACCAUCUGGCGCCAUGUCAAGACAAGGCUCUGGUCGUCCAGGUCAAAGCAUGGGCAACUUUGGUGGCGCAAUGGGCAGCUUCAGCGGUCCCAUGGGUCCACGAACGCUGCCUGCUGGUACUACCUCAGAACAGCGAUUCAUGGCUUCGCAGACGCAGAUGGGUCCUCCUCGUGGCGGUGCUGCUGCUGGUAUGUCAAGACAGCCCUCACAGCUCGGUAUGGGUGCUCCCGUUGUCGGCAUGAGCCGCACAAACAGUCUUCAAAUGAUGGGCAACAUGGGCGGACCAAAUUCGCCACGUCAACCAUCAUCGCGCGGCAACAAGGGCGCGAGCAGACGCGACGACCGCCAACACAGCAAGCGACAAGAAGCCGAGAUGGCGAGCAAAAUGCCGCUCACCGCGCACAUGGAGAUUACGCCGCUUGAGAAGUCGCAGAGUGGUUGGAAGCCGAUGAGCUUGGCGACGAAUCCGGCCACAGCUGGUCCAGAACCAUCAGGUCUGAUGGCACCAGACAUGGUGCAGCGAAAGGUCAAGGCUGCUCUCAACAAGAUGACACCCGAGAAAUUCGACCGGAUUUCCGACCAGAUUCUCGAAAUCGCUGCCCAAUCGACGAAAGAGACCGACGGCCGCACACUCCGACAAGUCAUUCAGCUCACUUUCGAGAAGGCUUGCGAUGAAGCUCACUGGGCCGGCAUGUACGCCAAGUUCUGUCAGAAGAUGUUGACGACCAUGAGCACCGACAUCCGCGACGAAACGAUCAAGGACAAGAACGGCAACCCUGUCGUCGGUGGCGCUCUCUUCAGAAAAUACCUUCUCAACCGCUGUCAGGAAGAGUUCGAGCGUGGAUGGCAAGCCAACCUGCCCGACAAGCCCGAAGGCGAGGGAGGAGAAGCGGCGCUCCUUUCCGACGAGUACUACGUUGCUGCUGCUGCCAAGCGACGUGGUCUCGGUCUGAUUCAGUUCAUCGGUCAGCUGUACAAGCUGAAGAUGUUGACGCUCCGCAUCAUGCACGAGUGUGUCAUGCGUCUGCUCAACUUCGAGGGCGAGCCAGAUGAGGCUGCUGUCGAGAACUUGACGACGCUUCUCAAAUCCGUUGGCGCGACUAUGGAAGAGGAAGAGCAAGGUAGGAUCAUGAUGAACGCCUACUUCCAGAGAAUCGACACGGCACUUCUCAAGAGCGAGAGUCUCGGAAGCAGACCUCGCUUCAUGAUCAUGGACUUGAUCGACCUUCGGAGAGCAGGCUGGCGAGGCAAGGACGAUGCCAAGGGUCCCAAGACCAUUGCACAGAUCCACGAAGAGGCGGAGGCUGCCCAAGCGAAGGCUGAAGCUGAGCGCCAGAAGUCACAGCGUGGUGGACCCGGUCGACCUCCCGCAGGUCGUGGCGAUGCUCGCAACUUCUCCGGCGGCAUGCCACCACCAGUUGACUACAACAGAACGACCGUGGGCAUGGAUGACUUGCGCAGACUGCAGACUCGUGGCCAGACGCGCGCUGCUGGUGGUUCCCUCGGACCAGGUGGUGGUCUUGGACCAUCCUCCCUCAGCAGCGGCCGCACCGGUAGCAGACGCGGCGCUGGUAACCUCGGACCCGGCUCUUCUGCCAACUCAACGCGCACCAACACGCCUCCUGUUGACAAGAAGGACGAACCAAGUACUGCGCAGAAUGCAUUCAGUGCUCUUGCCUCACUCGACGCAUCAGGCGAUCAACCCGAAGAACAGUCCGAAGCAGCAUCACCGCCAGCUGCACGAAACCGAUCCAAGUCACCGAUGGCGGCAGACAAGGAUGAGUCUUGAAUCGCAUGAGAUACCCCUUCUGUUUCGCAUGGCCUCGUUGUAUCAUACCUUCGGACUGUAUUAUCAUCGGAACGCCUUCUAAUGUCACGCCUGCAUCGCCCGACGGGUGGAGAGGAAAUAGAGAGAGAGAGAGGGAGAGAAAGCGCGCGCGAAAGAAAGAGCUUGCUUCUUGCCAUGGAUUGAUUGCAUUGAGGACAUGCAUUCUUGCCUCACUUUACCCGAACUGUGUUAUGAAAGCUUUUCUCUGCCUUGCACAAGCAAAAUUUUCUUGGCGGGGAAAAUUCAUCAUGAGAUGCGCGCUUGUUUUUGCUGCUGGAAAAGGGCCAUGGGCGUUAUGAAUGGGUCUAGAGAGAGAUUCGGAAGCGAUGCUGCUUUUUUGAUACUGCGAUUCGAUGCGAUGCACUUAUGCUUCUUCUUCUUCUUCCUUCUGCCUUCUUUCGUUGCUCUUGCGGAUUUUUGAGAGCGCUCACUCACAUGGGCAUCAAAUCGAGGCUCUUUCGAAUCCGCAACGAGUACACGUUUUUCGAUGAUUGGGGUGGUGGUGAAGGAGGAAGGAAGGUGCAGUGAUUUGGUAUGAGAGAGAGGACACUUGACUUGGCGCGCAUGCGAAUCGAGUGUACGAGUGUACAUAGUGGGGUUAAUUUGAACAAGUUUGAA